UCACUCCCCCCACGCGCACCCCUCCCUCCGCCACCUUUUUCUCACACCGUCUUUGUGUUCACGUUGCUCCGUGUUAAGCGUUAUCGUUUAUAACCGCUUGCCUAAACCACAGUGAAACGGUGGAGGGUUGCAACGAAUUUAUUCAACCCAACACUAGGCGCGGGACCUGGCAUUGCGUUUGAACUGCUCGAACCCUUGGGCACUAACAGUACCCAUCAUCUGAAUGAACAAUCGCAAGAGAAGCGGCUUUCGGAAAUCGUGCUUUAGACCAUAGGCUACACUGCAACCGCAGUAAUAGAGCUCAGCCUCGUGUGUUCUCCUGAGUGAAAUGUAUUGAGUAGCACAGGGAGAAAUUGGAAAAUUAUUCCCAGUCGCAAUACGUUACGCUUUACGGUUACGGGAGAAAACGGACGGAGUCCUGAUCAUUUGUAAAAUUCAUACAGUUAACAAGAGAGAGGUCGGUCCUUGUUGGAUGUCACCAUGAUCUCUUCAAAAGACAAGCCCAAGAAGAAACCGCCCAAAGAUAGCAUGACCCUGCUGCCUUGCUUCUAUUUUGUAGAGCUCCCCAUCGUUGCCUCCUCCAUGGUGUCCCUGUACUUCCUGGAGCUCACGGACCUUCUGCAGCCCGCACAGGUGGGGUUCCGUUGCCACGACCGCUCCCUCAGCAUGCCGUACGUGGACAGUGGCGACGAGCUCAUCCCCCUGCUCAUGCUGCUCAGCCUGGCCUUCGCUGGCCCUGCUGCCUCUAUCAUGAUGGGGGAGGGGCUGGUGUACUGCCUGCAGUCCCGGCUGAAGAUCCGUCCCGGCGCCGAGGGCAGCAUCAACGCCGGCGGCUGCAAUUUCAACUCCUUCCUGCGCAGAACGGUGCGCUUUGUGGGUGUCCAUGUUUUCGGGCUCUGUGCCACCGCUCUGGUUACCGACGUGAUCCAGCUGGCCACUGGCUAUCACACCCCAUUCUUUCUGACCGUCUGCAAGCCCAACUACACUCUCCCUGGUGUCUCCUGUGACAAAAAUCCCUACAUCACCCGGGAUAUUUGCUCAGGCCAAGAUCAGCAUGCCAUCCUCUCUGCCAGGAAAACCUUUCCUUCCCAGCAUGCCACCCUUUCUGCCUUUGCUGCUGUUUAUAUAUCUAUGUAUUUCAACUCCACCAUCUCAGACAGCACCAAGCUGCUGAAGCCGGUCCUGGUUUUCGCGUUUGCCAUCGCGGCGGCCCUGACGGGCCUGACGCAGAUCACCCAGUACCGCAGCCACCCCAUCGACGUCUACGUUGGCUUCCUCAUCGGGGCCGGCAUCGCCGCUUACCUGGCUUUUCAUGCCGUUGGAAACUUCAAGUCCUCUGAGGACGCGCCUCCGAAGCCGCCGCUGCCGCCGCCUAAGGACGCGCUGCGUGCGCUGACGCAGCGGGGCCACGACUCCGUGUACCACAAGGGCCACGCGUCGGAGAGCAAUGACGAGCUGUCGGCCCCGCAGACCAUGGAGGGGCUGAACCGGCAGGUGCAGCGGGAGAAGGCUUCCCUGGGCAGCCUGAAGAGGGCCAGCGUGGACGUGGAGCUGCUGGCCCCCCGCAGCCCCAUGGGGAAGGAGACCAUGGUGACCUUCAGCAACACCCUGCCCCGCACCAACAACUGCGCCGCUGAAGACCCCGGGCGCCGUCACAUGACCAUCCACGUGCCGGUGGACCCCCUGCGCUCCAAGCAGCUGGUGUCGGAGUGGAAGCAGAAGUCCAUGGAGCUGCGCGGGAUGAGCCUGAGGGGGGACGAGGAGGAGGAGGACAGCGAGGACGGCUCCGACACGGGCGACGACUGCGCCGAGGACGAGGCCGCCAUGCCCCCCUCGCUCUACCCCACGGUGCAGGCCAGCCGGGGCGUGGCGGCGGCGGCGGCGGCGGUGGCGGUGGGUGGACACAGGGUCGCCAUCCCUCCGCGGCCGGGCGCUCCGCAGCUGGUGCACAUCCCCGAGGAGGCGGCGGGCCCCCCGCCGGUGUCGCCCAAGAGCGCCAGCACCAGGGCCAAGUGGCUGUCCAUCACGGAGAAGAGCGGCGCCGCCGUGCCGGCCCACCUGCGGCCCCCCAACCAGCCGCGCAUCAUGCAGGUCAUCGCCAUGUCCAAGCAGCAGGGCCUCAUCGGCGCCCCGCCCAAGUCCUCCGACACCUCGUCCUCCUGCACCUCCUCCACCGCCAGCGCCGAGUCGCCGCUCUACCGCCCCCCCUCGGAGCGCGACGGCGCCAGCAUCGUCACCGUGGACGCCCACGCCCCGCACCACCCGGUGGUGCACGUGUCCUCGGGCAACGGGAGCCCGUGGGAGUGGAAGACCGCCACCAACGGCAGCGCCGCCGACUUCCACGAGUCCUACGAGCUCAACGACCUCAACCGGGACUGCGCCCGCAGCUACCGCUCCGUCAAGAGCGUGUCCCCCGCCUCCUCCGCCAGCGAGGCCGACCUGGAGCCCCCCCCUCCCCCUCACCUGGACCUGCAGCCGGACGGGCGCGGCCGCGACUCCACCCUGCGAAGGAAGCCUCCUCUCUCUGCCCAGGACAGGGACAGCAGCCAGCCUCAGACAGAACACGACCCCUAUUACAAAAAACUUCAAACCAGCCGCCGCUAUAAAGACUGAAAGCACCAGACUAAAUUGUAAACAGCACAAAAAUUGGGCAAGAGGGAUUUGGGGUAAUAUGAUAUGCAUCAGCCUGAGUUUUUCAACAACACUGGCAGGAGAGAGGAAAGUGAACACUGCUUUAUUAGAUGACAGCCUAGACCAGCUUGAAGUAAACAACAUGAAUGGACUGAUAGAAAGAGGUGCCAAGGGAUAUUUACAACCUUGAGGUGUCUCAGCAGAUUUGGAAGCAGAAGCUGUGAGCCUCUUACUUCAACAGGUUCAAAAGCAGCAAGAAGAUUGUCAUUGCUUCAUGUGUUCAAAUUGAAAAUAAAUCUAAACAACAGUACCGAAAAAAGAAAACAGGAACAUGUAUCCCCUCACAGAGCUGUAUAAGGCAGAUGAUAUUCUUUCCCUGUUUCA
Messenger RNA from Anguilla rostrata (American eel), 3015 nucleotides. RefSeq names its product phospholipid phosphatase related 3b (gene plppr3b). The transcript has 8 exons. The coding region runs from base 481 to 2613 and encodes 710 amino acids. The record is from RefSeq and is a predicted model, not a curated record. Gene Ontology annotation, molecular function: phosphatidate phosphatase activity. NCBI's taxonomy places the organism in Eukaryota, Metazoa, Chordata, Actinopteri, Anguilliformes, Anguillidae. Gene Ontology annotation, cellular component: plasma membrane. Gene Ontology annotation, biological process: signal transduction; phospholipid dephosphorylation; phospholipid metabolic process.